Closterium sp. NIES-67 is the source of this 1458-nucleotide messenger RNA. The record is from the annotation of a GenBank genome assembly. NCBI's taxonomy places the organism in Eukaryota, Viridiplantae, Streptophyta, Zygnematophyceae, Desmidiales, Closteriaceae.
ACGCAUUUGGGACCUAAUAUACGAUGGGAGAUAAGGAGGACUCUGGUGGAGGUGAUACUUCAGUCCAAGGAGGCAGCUCAACCCAAGAUUCUGGCAUUGCAGAACAAAGGGGAGCGCGUACAAGCCAGGGGUCACUGCUUAAGGAGGUGCUGAAGAACUUCACCAUUGAGAAGAACAAUGACACCAUGCAAGGACUUGCUGGAUGCUGUGCGAGUGCCUCCAAUCUCUGAAGUGCGCUCAGCAUCCGGACAUGCAGUGAAGGUCGCUGGAGUUGGUCGAGCUGCAUUCAGAGCACCUGAUGGUGGACUGGUUGUGCUGUAGGACGUGUUACUUGUACCAGGGCUGAAGGGGCCAGGCCGGAGUCAGCACCACCACCAACGGAUCCAAAACAUUCAAGGGGCUGCGAGGAGAUCGUGUGUUAUGGGAUUUACACGAAAGCAGAGAUGUCUUCAGAUCCAUGUGGCAGAUCCCUGCACUGAUAUGGGAAUCAACAAAGAAGGAGUUGGGAAUAGUAAAGGCGGGAUCUGGAGUCCAGGGGGAGUGCAAGGCAGUUAGUGCUGCAGGAGUGACGGUUUCUGCAAGGUCGGGGGAGACUGAUUGGGAAACCGCACACAGGCGUCUGGGGCAUGUGGCUAUGCCAUUGCUGCAGCAACUGCAUAAGGAAGGAGCAGUAAAGGGGCUGAAGCUGUCUGGGCAACCAAAUGAUACCAAGUGCGAGACGCGUCUGCUGAGCAAGUUCACACGGUUCCCCUUUCACGGUGUAGCUGGGAAAAGCAAGGCAGCACUGGAACUGGUGCACAUGGACCUGGUAGGACCUUUUCCAGUUCGAGGAAGUAAGGGGGAAAGGUACUUCCUGACAAUAGUUGAUGACUGGAGUCGGCUGAUGUGGGCAUACCCGUUGAAGCAGAAGGAUCAUGCUGCCUCAACAAUACAAGAUGACUGGCUGCCGUUCGUCGAGCGACAAUCUGGGCACCCAUGCAAGAGCAUCAGAACCGACCGAGUGGCAAGGAACCGCGUACUCACAAAGGUGGCUGAUGAUAUGUGGGUGCCGCUGGAGAGGUGGCUUGGAAAGGAGCCUCCAGUGGACAUGCUCAGAGUGUUCGGAUGCAUGGCAGUGGCGCAUGUCCCUAAACCGCACAGGACAAAGCUUGGAGCAUCUGCACUGUGGUGUGUGCACCUUGGGCUUGCGGCAGAGAGCAAGGGGUGGCUACUCUGGGAGACCUCAAAGAAUGUGCUGUUUGACAGUUGGGAUGUCAAAUUUGUGGAGAACAUCAUGUAUGGCAAGUGGGAGAAGCAGCCGGAGGCAAGGAAUGGCAACGAGAAAGCUGCUGAGCUCUAGAAGUGGAGGAGCCACAACUGAGCACCAGGAACAGGCUCAAGGCGAAGAUGCAGUGCUGUUCUUGGGUGAUGACCAAGAGUCAGAUGACGAGGAGCCUGCAUACUGCUUUUACGCACCAA